UUUCGCCGAUCCAAAACCUUUAAACAUGUUUGCAAUAUGCGAAAUAUCGAUUAUUGCCAUUAGUUAUCGGUGAAUUCUGUGCGCUAUUGAAGCGUAAAUCGAUACACGUAUAGCUACCUACCAUCGUAGUUUCAACACAGAUCUCGGUUUCAUUCGAACUUUAUGGUAUUUGUGUUAAAACAGGAUGAAUCGAUGCUAUUUAUAAGUCAUAUACAAUUUGUUGCAGCUUUAAACAGUAUUAUCGUAUCAAAAUACAGACAGAAGAUGUCCGGUCUUGCCGACCACGUGACGUGUUCGGUGUGCAUGGACUUGUAUUCGGACCCCCUCGCUCUGCCGUGUAUGCACAGUUUCUGUCGCCAUUGCAUCGAGAGGUUGCAUGCUUCGUGUUUGACCUUGAAAUGUCCAGAUUGCCGACAGGAUGUCGAACUUGGUCGAAAUGGGAUUCGUGACCUUCCGAAAAACUUCCAAUUGUCGGGUAUCGUGGAAAGCUUUAAGAAAGAAAAUAGUUCCAAGACACGUGGUCGUUCGGAUGGAAAUGGCAGUCAGCCAUUAUGUCCGCAACAUUCGAUGACGUGUGAAAUCCUGUGUGAAACGUGUUCAAGACAUGCGUGUCCCAAGUGUUUGACAACCGCAAACCAUUCUAAGCAUCGGUUAAAAAUCCUUACAAAGCGUGGAUGGUCUACGGAGAGAGGUGAUGGUUCUGAACCUUUCUGCGUAGAACAUGACAGGCAGUUUCGGCUGCACUGUCAGACGUGUACAGAGCUUACAUGCUCGGAGUGCCUUCUGAAUAAUCAUGGCGGACAUAGUCUUGCUACACUCACAGACGCGUUUGACAAUUUGUCGGAACACCACAAUAAGGCCAUAUCGAGGCUGGAUGCCAGGAUCAUGUUGCUACGGGCAACGCAGAAGACGUGCAGGCACCUGGCACAGAAAACACAGACGGACGCCCAACGUAUAAAGCAGGAACUUACGUCGUAUUUCAACAGACUGCGUGACGUCAUCGAAAAACGUGAAUCUCAGAUGCGUGGCGAGAUUGACAGACGAGAACAGGAUGUGGUGCAGAAGUACAUGGGCAAAGCAGACGAAAUGUCGCGAAAGGAGAAACUAAUCGUCGACAUUAUGAACAGAGCCCAGACACUCGUGACGGAAAAUAAUCUGAAUUUCGUCAAAAAAUACAGCGAACAAUCACAAAGCAUUGCUCAAGUGUUGGCCGACGAACAUUUGGACGGUACACCUCGGGUCAAGGGUCUUGAUGAAGUCACACUAGUCACGUGUUCGUUAGAAAAGGAAUUGUCAUCUAUAGCAUGGCGGUGGACAAAAGACGAGGUACGGCCCGCAAGGAAAGCGCCACCUGUACCAAACGGAAACACCACGUCGCCGUCCGAGAAAACCUCACCAUCAAACGAGAAGACUACGUCAUCAACUACGCCAUCACCAAAGUCACGCCCACCACGCCCAUCCCCGACGCCUCGGGUCCCUCGAGAAAUCUUCCCAAACAUUCAGCAAAAUAUUCAUGUAACAAGAGGCAAAGACUGGCGCGACGGCGUUACAGACGGAGGUCCGGGUCACGUGGGUGUUGUGACGUCAGUGCAACGUGAAGUAGACCGCGUGACAUGUUCGGUACGCUGGCCAAACGGGAAAACCGGGACAUACAUCUACGGCCCACCGACAACACAAGAGAUUAAACUUGUAUGACGUGUAUUGGACCUGUUGGUCCAUGUCAUCAUCAGUGUCAUCAUCUGAAGUUUGGUGAAAAAAGAGGGACGAUGACACAGAGAUCCUCCGCCAGUCUGGGCUGUUGUUGAGGACUGUGAGUAGCUCAUCCAUGGUCCACUCUUUCACAUUGCCCAUCCAGCUUUUCAUCUGACGACCAAGACGGCAACCUCCUUUUCGCGUGCCCUGGAGCCCAGUCUUGAACAGUGAGUCUUGCCGGAUGACAUUUCCAACCCAAGCCAGCUGUCGUCAGGCGGGGUUCUUGUUUAGUGUGAAGUCUCGACUGCGACCUCCCUUUAGCGUGCCGUGGAGCAUAACCUUGCAAAGAGAAUCGUGCCUGAUGACGUGUCCAACCCGAGCCAGCUUUCGUCUGGCGGGCCUCUUGAUAAGUGUGAAGUGUACAGGCCAUGUCAAUAUAUGUAGAACACUCACUAAUCUUCCAGUGUGAUUGAAGCGACUUGAAUCUCUUGCACUUCUUUCCAAAUUUCCGUUCACAUAAAAAAUAUGGGACCUAUGACUACAAGUAUUUAGCAAGUAUAUUAUAGAAUAUCAAACCUGUGUAACCUGCUUUUUUGCAUGUAUGAAAAUGACUACCAUCCGAAUUCCACUGUGAUAUGUACAGGAUGAAUCAAUAAAACACUGGCUACUGUC
This is a messenger RNA of Dreissena polymorpha, 2364 nucleotides long. Its product is annotated as E3 ubiquitin-protein ligase Midline-1-like. NCBI's taxonomy places the organism in Eukaryota, Metazoa, Mollusca, Bivalvia, Myida, Dreissenidae. Bases 163 to 1695 code for a protein of 510 amino acids. Gene Ontology annotation, biological process: protein ubiquitination. The record is from RefSeq and is a predicted model, not a curated record. Gene Ontology annotation, molecular function: zinc ion binding; ubiquitin-protein transferase activity. The transcript has 8 exons.